AUGCCUCUCGCUGCUUUGAACACCGUGGCCAAGGGUCAAAAUGGCGUCGGCGCUUUCAUCCGGCAGUGCAAGCGCCUCGACUUCCAUUACUGCGACUGGUCUGGUUCAUCCAAGGGCAUGAAGACGUUCCUUGAGAAGACGCUCCCUUCGUUCGCCAAAGCCAACCCGUCCAUCGAGAUAACCGUGUCGCCCCGCCCGCGCAAGGAACCAGUCAUCAAGGGUCAUUAUAUCAACGGCCGUAUCAAGGCCAUCUGUGUUCGCAAGCUCGAGAAGGAGCAAAUCCUCCAAAAGGCCAACCUGCUGCGGGACGCCUCCGGCGAGCGGAACCGCCGUACCAUCAACAAGCCCGUCAAGAGUAUGAACGAGAGCGUCAGGGGUAUCUGGAGUCCCUUCCACGGCGCCAAGUACCAAAUAUAA
Messenger RNA from Diplodia corticola, 417 nucleotides. RefSeq names its product mitochondrial 54s ribosomal protein mrpl51. The record is from RefSeq and is a predicted model, not a curated record. NCBI's taxonomy places the organism in Eukaryota, Fungi, Ascomycota, Dothideomycetes, Botryosphaeriales, Botryosphaeriaceae. Gene Ontology annotation, biological process: mitochondrial translation. The transcript is spliced from 2 exons. Gene Ontology annotation, cellular component: mitochondrial large ribosomal subunit. Bases 1 to 417 code for a protein of 138 amino acids. Gene Ontology annotation, molecular function: structural constituent of ribosome.